AUGGACGAACCAUUUGUAGUGGAAGCAUAUAAAUGGCGGAUUCGUGGUCUUAGUAUGGCUUUAAGGCUUCAACUACAAUACUAUGUGACGGCAGUUGCUAGUGUUAGUGUCAAACAAACUAGUAAAUCAGACCCAACUGAGGUAUUUGAUAUUGAUAGCCAAGAUAGUUACCGAGGAGAUGGUGAAUGUGAGAAACCUUAUUGGGAUGAUGCGAUUGAUGAAUAUAUUAGAUGUUCUAAUAAUGAUACUUUUAAAACCACCUAUUCGCCUUAUAUAGAGUAG
Molecule: messenger RNA, 282 nt
Organism: Entrophospora candida
Lineage: Eukaryota; Fungi; Glomeromycota; Glomeromycetes; Entrophosporales; Entrophosporaceae
Source: the annotation of a GenBank genome assembly